Emiliania huxleyi CCMP1516 is the source of this 768-nucleotide messenger RNA. RefSeq lists its product as hypothetical. Lineage: Eukaryota; Haptophyta; Isochrysidales; Noelaerhabdaceae. The record is from RefSeq and is a predicted model, not a curated record. The transcript has 3 exons. Bases 1 to 768 code for a protein of 255 amino acids.
AUGGUGGCCGCUGCCUUGGGCAGUGGCCGCGGCGAGCAGCUGCCAGGCGAGCAGCUGCCAGGCGAGCAGCUGCCAGGCGAGCAGCUGCCAGGCGAGCAGCUGCCAGGCGACCUGCUGCGAGGCGACCUGCUGCGAGGCGACGUCUGCCGCCGCGCUGGCCACCCGCUUCCUCGCCAGCCCCUUCUCACUCUCGAGGAGGAGCUCUGCGAUGUGCUUGGCGUCAGUCUGGACGACGCCGACGUGGUUGUCCUCCGGGAGGCCCUUCGGCGGGGCUGCGUCCACCCGCGACUCAGGUCCGGGUUUGACCUGGGCGCGCAGUGCGCUUCGUCUCCCUGGGGCAACCCUUUCCCCCUUCGCGAUCCCCGCGACUCGUUUGGGCGCAGGGAGUGCGUCCGCGAGUUUGCUGCGCGCCUUCGGGCCAGCCCUGCUUUUGUCGAGCGCGUCCGGCGGGAGCUCGCGGGUUUCUUUCUCGCCUGCUGUUGCUCCUCUUGCUCGGACCCCUCGAAGCGCCGACUUUGCCACGGGCACGUCCUCUUCUACAUCGCUAAUUGCUCGGCCUACGACCUCCGCGCCUUCCUCUCGCCGGAUGCCUCUGCCCUGGACGAGGUCACAUGGACCACCAAGAACUGGCACGGGCUGCAGAUGCAGCGCUUGUCUGUCGUCCUCCACACCGCCGUGGCGUGGCAGACGGUGAACGAGCUAGCGUGCGGGGAGAGCGGCAUUGUGCAUGGUGCGGAGUGCAUUGCCGUUCUUAACGGAGUCGCUUAG